Drosophila melanogaster (fruit fly) is the source of this 938-nucleotide messenger RNA. RefSeq lists its product as uncharacterized. The transcript is spliced from 2 exons. The coding region runs from base 26 to 778 and encodes 250 amino acids. Lineage: Eukaryota; Metazoa; Arthropoda; Insecta; Diptera; Drosophilidae. The record is from RefSeq and is marked reviewed.
UUGAUAGUCGUUUCGAGCCAACACAAUGAAACCCAUUUGCUUCGCACUCUGCGUAUUUUCGCUAGGCCUUUUCUAUUUGGCCAGCGCUGAGAUUGGUGAAAAUGUGAAGAUCCAGACGUACAAGAAGUAUAGUUCAUCCUGCAAGGAGUUGAACCCAAAGAAGAGCGGUGUCCAGAAGAUCCAAGUGGGCUCCGAUGUAAUCGAAGUGUACUGCGAUGUGACAAUCGCCGGAAAGGGCUGGCUGGUCGUCCAGCGAAGAGUCAGUGUGGAGGAGAACUUCUACCGCAAUUGGACCUCUUAUCAGACGGGUUUCGGUGACCUUAAGGGUAACUUCUUCAUCGGAUUGAAUAAUCUGAACAAGAUCUCGUCCCUGCAACCCCAAGAGUUGUAUAUUGAGUUGGUGGACUUUGCUGGCGAGAAGCGGUAUGCCCACUACAGUGUGUUUCACGUGGGCAACGUGUACAGUAAUUACCCGAUAACCCAGCUGGGCGCGUACAGUGGAACCGCCGGAGACAGUUUGAGCUAUCAUCUGUACCAACCUUUCAGCACCUUCGAUAGGGAUAACGACAAUGCCACUAUCAACUGUGCUGCCAGAUAUAUGGGAGCCUGGUGGUACAGAGAAUGCCUUAGCAGAAUCCCUUGCAGCAAUCUGAAUGGUGCAUAUCUGGGUGGAAACCACACCGAUCCCGCGCUGUUUGGCUCUGGAAUCGUUUGGGGAGAAUGGAAGGGCUUCACAUACAGCUACAAGACUGUUAACAUUAUGGUGCGACCAAAAUAAGUCCUUGAUACUUUAGAAGUACUUGUUUAACUGACUAGAUAACUGCCUAAAACUAUGAGCUGAUUAGUUAUUUGCUAACAGUAAAAAACUUACCAAUAGUUAUACAUUCAAUUUAUUUAUUUACCUAUUUUAAUUAUGUAAAUAUAUCUAAAUAGAUUGC